Durusdinium trenchii is the source of this 3441-nucleotide messenger RNA. Lineage: Eukaryota; Dinophyceae; Suessiales; Symbiodiniaceae. The record is from the annotation of a GenBank genome assembly.
AUGCUUCCAGCACGGCCUAUCCCAGCAGAUGAGAUGGAGGUGGGCCUUGGGAUUCAUGGAGAGCCGGGCCUUCGGGUGAAGGCCACCGCGAGCACCACCGCCAAGGAGAUCGUUGAGACCAUCAUGUCGCAAUUGGCCAAGCACGUGCCUCGGAAGGUGCCACUUUGCGUGAUGCUCAACAACCUAGGCUCUGUGCCCGUCUUGGAGAUGCAGCUGAUCGCAGGGCAAGUGAUGAACAGCGAGUUGGGCCCACGCAUCAAAUUGCUGAUUGGGCCAGCUCACUUGAUGACCGCCUUGGACACCAACGGCAUCUCCAUCAGUGUUUUACCGUUGGAAGACCGUGCCUCGCGCGUUGGCACCGCGCUCGCCUUGGAUGCGAAGCGGGACGGCGAGAAGGAAGGCGGCCGCCAGCGGAGCAAAAGCGUACAUUUCCGAGACCAGCUGGAGGAUGGCCACGAAGUGGCUGGAAAGGAGACUCAGGAGGACAUGGCCAAGGACAAGGAAGAAGAGGGCUCCGAUGGAUUCAUCCUCGACAAAGAGACUCUGAGAGACCAACGAGAGGCAGAACAACAGCAGCGGCUGUCCUUCUUUAUGAAGGGUGACACCGAGAAGAAGAUCAUCACAGAUGAAGAGGAAGCGAGUUCGAAGGCGGUGGAGUCCAUGCGCUCGGACGAGCACGAGACCUGGGCGCAGCGGAGGAUGAUCAGCUUCACGGAGACGGAGCUGGGCGUUGGAGAAGGGAAUGACGAGGAAGACUUGACCUCCGAGAUGGACGAGGCCAUCCACGAGCCUUCGUUGUCGUUGCGGGCGCAGCGCCUGCUGGCACCGACGAGCUGCACAGGUUGGAAGGAGGCCGUCAUUCCGCGAAACCCACACAUCGUCAAGAGAUACAACCCACGCCCGCACAUCGCGAAAAAGCACCAGCAUCGGCACUGCAAAGAGGAUCAUCCCCUGGUACGCUCCAUGUUGACGCGAGCCUGCCAGGCAGUCCUGGACAGCGAGCAGGAGCUGAAUACGCUGGACGCGGCCACUGCAGAUGGCGACCUCGGUCGGAACAUGGCCCGCGCUGCCCAGUUGAUCAUGGCAUCCUUGAACGAUGGCCUUUUGCCCAUGGCCCGUCCAGCCUUGCUCUUCUUCCGCCUGGCGGACUUCCUGCGGGGAGUCGAUGGGACCUUGUCCGCGCUCUUGUCGGUCUUUUUUGGACGCGCCGCGCGGUAUUUGACGCAGCGGGGUGUGGAGCGUCUACAGCGGAAGGUGAAAAGCCACCGGAAGAGCCGGAAACGCGCUUUCCACCUCCCCUGGAUUGCAUCCGACGUCUACUGUGCGUUCUGCGCGGGGGAGCAGGAGGUGGAAGCGGUGGCCGAAUCCUCAGAAGGGCAGCGCACUUUCUUGGAUUCUUUGCUUCCAGCUCUUCGUGCCGCUGGAAAGAACAUCCACCCAAAGACGGAGGAUCAAGAAGGGGAGCUGUGUCUUCCACUGUAUGACGAUGAAGAUGAUCUGGAAUUGAGCCAUUUACUUGCUUGGGGUCGACAAAGCAGCAUCGGCAGCGAGCAGGAGGACGACGAGAUAGACAUGGGAGACCAGGAGGACGUCCACGUGCCCUGGGAUGCCAUUGCCACUGCAGCACAAGAAGGCGCACGAGCGACAGCCAGCAUGAAGUCCACGCCUUGCUAUGGCGGAUUUCUGGGCGACUGUGAUUUUUGCGAUGGCGGUGCCAUGGUUGUCGCCAUUGUGCUCACUGCCAUGGCGGGGCCCAGUGAAGGACUGUUACAGGUCACCAAAGAUGAAGAAGUCAAGCAGGUUCUGGACAUUGGCGAGGCCAUCGGGCGUGGCUCCUUUGGCACCGUGCACAGUGCGAAGCUAUGUGGUAAAGGUGAUCAUCCUCAAGUGGCAGUCAAGAUCAGCAAACGCUCCAAGGAGAGCGGGCCCCGGAGCUUCGGGGAUUUGGAUUGCUUAGAUCGGCGGAUCGUGUCAAAUUGGCUGUUCAUGAACAAGCCCAACGUGACCCACGUGUAUCAGGUCUUGGUGAGUCCAACGUUCCUCUACGUGGUCAUGGAGCAUUUGGAUGGGCCCGACCUCUCGGACUGGAUGCUCUCCGAGGAGGGCCAAGGAAGAAGCGAGCUUUCAGCCAUGAGGAUCCUUUACGAAAUUCUGCAAGCAGCCCGUGAAGUCCAUCGUCAUGGCUUUGUACACAGAGAUUUGAAGUUCGACAACUUUCGCUUUGCCCAUGGCCCCAAGAGUGAGUUGAAGUUGGUGGACGUGGUCGGGACUAUGUGCUUUAGACCUGACCGCUUGGUGGCAAAGAGUUGGUGCGGCACCGGGCCCUUCUUGAGUCCAGAAGCAUUGCUGGGCGAUGUGAGUCCCGCAGUGGAUAUGUGGGCGAUCGGCGUCAUGGCCUUUACCAUCCUCAGCGGCGAUUUGCCCUUCCAGGCAGAUUCCCUGUCCGAGCUGCGGGAAGCCCAUGCGCAUCCGCUGGAGACGGAGCACAUCUUCAGCCACGUGUCACCCAAGGUGAAGUCGUUGGUGAUGCAGCUCUUGGAUCCAGAUCAGGAGAAGCGGCUGACUGUGGACCAGGCGUUGGAGCUGUUUGAGAUCGGCGACGGGCUCCUAUGCUCCGACAGCCAUGGUCGUCUGCCCUUAGCCAAGAUUCAACGCGUGCGGAGCCAAUCUUGGAGCUUUUGCCCAGACAUGAAGCCACCAGAGGUGAAGACUUUGUACCUCAUCCGUCACGGAGAAGCAGUGCACAACAUCCAAGAAAGGCAAGCGACACAAAGCGCCAAAGCGCAGGCCAUGAUGGAAGGCUUAACGCCGAGCUCCAAGGAGUUCCAACAGCGGGUGGAAGCCGCCAGGCGACAGGUGCUUUUGGAUGAGACCUUGCAUGAUGCAGCCUUAUCCCCCAGCGGCAAGAUGCAAGCUUUGGAUGCAUUGGCGGAGAUCAAGAGGCUGACCAUGCAGGGCUAUCCACAACCCACGGCCAUCUAUGUCUCUCCUUUGCAGCGGACCUUGCAGACGGCAGCCAUCCUUUUCCCAGAACACCCUGGGAUCCAUGUCCGGGAGGAGCUGCGGGAGCGGCGUACCGGGCUGCCCUGCGACGAGCGGCAGCGGGCGGACCUGGUGGCCAUGCGGCAGACCUUCAACUUCAUGUCUUUCGACGAACUGAGGAGUCACGACCGCCACUUUCGACGGGCACUCAAACUGGCUGAGACGCAGGAGGACAAGGAGGAGCUUCGCGGUCGCACUGCCCUUUUGGAGGCUUUGAUGAGGGAUCAGGUGGAUUGCCGCAGUAUGGCCGUGGUGACGCACAAGGGUUACUUGCGGGAGUUAGAACGAGGCCCGCUACAGAACCCGGAAGCGAAGGAGUUCGGCAACUGCGAGGUUCGUGUCUACCAGGUCACCUUGCCUGCUGAAGGCGGCAUGAUGGCCAAGAAGCUGCAUGGAUGA